Aureococcus anophagefferens is the source of this 561-nucleotide messenger RNA. RefSeq lists its product as hypothetical. Gene Ontology annotation, cellular component: cytosolic large ribosomal subunit. Gene Ontology annotation, molecular function: structural constituent of ribosome; RNA binding. Bases 54 to 389 code for a protein of 111 amino acids. The transcript is spliced from 2 exons. The record is from RefSeq and is a predicted model, not a curated record. Lineage: Eukaryota; Pelagophyceae; Pelagomonadales; Pelagomonadaceae.
GACGAUCAGCUCAGCGACUGCCCCCGUGCACGAGAGCUUUUUAGACGACGACCAUGGCCCCCGCCGCGAAGCAGAAGAAGAAGUCGGUCGUGAACCUGAACUCGCGCCUCGCGCUCUGCAUGAAGAGCGGCAAGGUCGCCCUCGGCUACAAGACGUCCCUCAAGACCAUGCGGGCGAACAAGGCCAAGCUCGUCAUCAUCGCGAACAACACUCCGCCGCUGCGCAAGUCCGAGGUCGAGUACUACGCGAUGCUCUCCAAGUGCCAGGUCAUCCCCUACAACGGCACGAACAAGGACCUGGGCACGGCCUGCGGCAAGUACUUCAACUGCUCCAUGCUCGCCGUCAUCGACCAGGGCGACUCCGACAUCGUCAAGGAGUCGCAGGCGUAGGGCGGCCGGCGGCGGCGCGCCGCCCGAUCGCGGCGCGCGCCGGCGACGACGAGGCGACCGACGGGGACUCUUCCGCCCGCGCCGCCGCGGCCCCUUUCGCGGAGGUCGCGGCGGCGGGCGCGUUUUUCCGCCCAUCGCGUCUGGGACCGCGCGGGGUAACUCGCCGUCCUGG